This is a messenger RNA of Mucor mucedo, 1412 nucleotides long. RefSeq lists its product as uncharacterized. Gene Ontology annotation, biological process: endoplasmic reticulum to Golgi vesicle-mediated transport; intra-Golgi vesicle-mediated transport; endocytosis. Gene Ontology annotation, cellular component: Golgi apparatus. The transcript has 6 exons. Bases 285 to 1358 code for a protein of 357 amino acids. Gene Ontology annotation, molecular function: GTPase activator activity; metal ion binding. The record is from RefSeq and is a predicted model, not a curated record. NCBI's taxonomy places the organism in Eukaryota, Fungi, Mucoromycota, Mucoromycetes, Mucorales, Mucoraceae.
UAUCAGUCACGUGAGCAAAAGUCAUGGCGUGGAGUCGCCUUCAAAUAGACCAUAAUCACAUCAAUUGAGCGCUCACUCUAUAUCAAUUCAAAUAUUCGUAGAAAUACAGAAUACUUGAUUGUAUACUACAAAUAUAACUCAAAAAAAUUGUCUCGGUGGAUGCUGUGAGGUAGAGAGAGAGCAGAACGACAACCGGACAUUGAAACGUCAAAUGAUUUAAUUAGACCUGGUUUUUUGGUUGGUGUGCCUCUUUAUCUUUAAAUACCACUUUUAUAAAAUAAAAAAUGUCUACUCGCCAUGCCAGAACAGCUGAUAGAGCAUCCAAUGAAAAGUACGCUAAAGUUCUAAAAACUCUCUUACAAAAGACACCCAAUAAAUAUUGUGCUGAUUGCAAAAAGAAAGACGCUCGUUGGGCUUCCUGGAAUUUGGGCGUAUUUGUCUGUAUUCGCUGCUCUGGUAUUCAUCGUUCUCUUGGUGUUCACAUCAGCAAAGUCAAAUCAGUUGAUUUAGAUACUUGGGUUCAAGACCAGGUUGAGAACAUGGUUCGAUGGGGAAACGAACGUGCAAACAAGUAUUGGGAAGCCAAUCUCAAAGACAAAAAGCCUUCCGAAAGUAACAUGGAAAUGUGGAUUCGUGCCAAAUAUGAACAAAAGAGAUGGGCAAUGAAAGGCCCCAUUCCUGAUCCCAGUACUCUUGGUGGGGACGAUGAAGAAGUUACGCAGUCUCCCAGUAUCUUAGCAACGUCGAAUACUUCUUCAGCACGUCAAUCACCCGCUCCACAAAGACAACAAAUCGAGAAACCAAAGCCCAAGCAAUCAGAGUUUGCAAAUUUGGAUGCAUUUUUAGGUUCUCCCUCUUCUUCACCUGCAAUUAGCCAUCAAUCUAAGCCUGUUGCUUCCCAACAACUUCAAGGCGCCGACUUCUUUUUUGGAACCGGCAGCAGUCCUUCUCCUGCUGCUGCUGCUGCUGCUGCUGUUGCUCCUGUGGCUGAUGUUCAACAGAAUCAGAACCAAAAGCAUAAUGAUUUCAAAUCAUCCAUCCUUUCUUUAUAUAACAACAUGCCUGCUGCCAACUCGCCCUCUCAACAGUAUAAUGGAGGUUUCCAAAACCAGAUGGUAGGUUUAAAUUUGGGCGGUCAACCUCAACAGUAUCAGCAACAACCUCAACAGUAUCAACAACAACCCCAACAAUACCAACAACAACUCAAUAAUAAUAACAGUAUGUGGGGAUCCUUUGCCACUGCAUCUCCUGUCCAACCUGUCCAACCCGUUCAACCUCAAGGAAGUCAGUUUUUUUCAUCCAGUAAUAUCACACCCAAGAAACCCGAAAGAGAUGCUUUUGCAGAUCUUUUAGGUUAAUUCCUCAUAUAGAUUAUUCUUUUAUAGACAAAUAAACAUAUUACUACGCAUGUU